Andrographis paniculata is the source of this 981-nucleotide messenger RNA. RefSeq lists its product as uncharacterized. The record is from RefSeq and is a predicted model, not a curated record. The coding region runs from base 1 to 981 and encodes 326 amino acids. The transcript has 2 exons. NCBI's taxonomy places the organism in Eukaryota, Viridiplantae, Streptophyta, Magnoliopsida, Lamiales, Acanthaceae.
AUGAAGCUGAAGGAGAAAGGAACGCUGCCUGGGACAGUCGAGACUGUCCCGAACCAAGCAAAGGUCAUAGAAACAAGGGGUGGAAAGCGGAUGCAAUCGCCACCACAACCAGAUAGAGGUACUAAUCCUUCUUCUACCUCUAUCGUUGCUAACUUGCCUGUACAGGAUGGAGUGAUACAGAUUCCAACUGAGGAAGAAGGUCCAUCCAAGCCACAAGCGAUACCAGCCGCUCGGGUGCCUGAACCGAAGGAAAAGGGUCCCGCUCAGCCUUUGGCUAGGGCUCCAUUUCCCACCAGACUUGGGAAGAAGGACAAUUCCAAGGAAUAUGAUAAGUUUGUGCAUACUUUCCGUAGUCUUAAAGUUACUAUACCAUUUGCUGAUGCUUUGUCACAUAUGCCACAUUACGCUAAGUUCAUAAAAGACAUCAUCAAUCUAAAGCAGGCAUUCCCUGACGAAGCGGCAGCGGUGCAGCUGGAAAGUGUGUGCAGUGCCGUAUUUAAGGAGGACCUCCCAAAGAAAUUAAGCGAUCCUGGGAGUUUUAUCAUUAUUUUUUCUAUAGGCAAUUUAGAGCCGAUUAGGGCAUUAUGUGAUCUAGGAGCAAACAUCAAUCUUAUGCCAUUUUUGCUUUUCUCUAAAUUAGGGCUUUAUGAAUUAGAAGCAUGUAGAACUGUAAUUCAACUUGCUGAUAAAUCAAUAAGACUUCCAAAAGGAAUUAUUCAUGAUGUACUAGCCACCGCUCAAGCAACUAUAAACGUCGCCCAAGGCAAAAUAACAUUGAGCUUAGGUGGAGAUAAAGUCACAUUUUCCAUGAACAAAGCACUGCGCCAACCUCAAGAAGAAAAUUGUGAUUUUAUCGAUGAGUUAAAUGAAUUAUCAACUUUUGAGAACUGUAUGACAAUUGAAACUCUGGAAGGAACUUCAGAUGAUGGAUCGCUUGAGCUGGAAGCUGUUGUGGACUCUAGUGGGGCAGUGAAAGAUUAG